AUGUCCAAGCAGGCGGAAGUGUUAAGCAAACGGAAGUGGCAGACGGAGGGCAUGCUACACAGCAUGAGGAGACAGGUCGAUGCCUUGGGGGAGCUGGUCAGCAGCACGUCUGUGGACUCCACGUCGUCAGCCACUCCGUCUCAGCUCGAGUCUUCCCUGGCAGAGGACUCCCGUCUUGGACCAAGUCAGAGCUCCUUCCAUCAAGUUCUACAAGGUCCAUCACAGUCAGUAGACAGUUACCGACACUGA
Molecule: messenger RNA, 249 nt
Organism: Rangifer tarandus platyrhynchus (Svalbard reindeer)
Lineage: Eukaryota; Metazoa; Chordata; Mammalia; Artiodactyla; Cervidae
Source: the annotation of a GenBank genome assembly